Messenger RNA from Fusarium odoratissimum NRRL 54006, 1455 nucleotides. RefSeq lists its product as uncharacterized. The coding region runs from base 217 to 1335 and encodes 372 amino acids. NCBI's taxonomy places the organism in Eukaryota, Fungi, Ascomycota, Sordariomycetes, Hypocreales, Nectriaceae. The transcript has 2 exons. The record is from RefSeq and is a predicted model, not a curated record.
CCGAUCACCUUCCUUAAUCACUAAUUAGGUGAAAUUAAGCAUAAAACAGUGGCUGUCUAUUGGAUGGACAUUUGGUGCGGCUGAUGAAUUCGCACGACCGGCGCAAAUUUCCUCCUUUGCUAACUCUGCUUACCUUGUGCAUCGUCUGCGCGAUUUUAUCACCUCUUCGUUUCUCUAUCCCUCCUGGACAGUGUUCUGCUUGUAAGCCAUUAUUAGAUGGUAUAUCUCAGAAUGCUUCGUUUCCAACUCUUGACUAUUGCGCUUCUUGCAAAUGCAUUCUAUGUGCAGGCUCGCCGAGGUGGAGGAGGCGGCGGCGACUACGACGGUGGAUCAAGCGGCGGUGGAGGAAGCAGUGACGGCGACAGUAGUGACAGUGGUCCUAGCCCAGAGGAGAAAGCACGCAGUGAUCCAUGUCGCAUGGAAGCUGGCCAUACGAGUCCAGUUUGGCUGCAUCGCUGGAUUGGCACGUACUACAAUGGAACAGUAGAAAUUUCAGUCGAGCUCGAUCGUUGUAAUGGAACCUGCAAGAAGUCAGAAAGUAAGGCCAAUUGGGAGCUGACAGGCGUACUGGCUAUACUGGAUCCUAUGCAUGCCGCUGCAGGGAAUAGUAGACCUUAUAUUCCACGCCCCAAGAAUCCCUUCAUUGGCGUGCUAUAUGGCUGGUCCAAGGACACCAACCAGUCCGAGCUCCUCGCAAAACGGGACGACACAUUCCUCCCGCCGCCCGUUAACCUCGCCAUGGAAACCGUCUCCGAUUUCCACUAUAACGAAUUUAUGUACGGGCUUGAUCCUUCCGAUACUGUGAGCCGCAGCAACCCAACCUGCAGGGUGCAGGACGUAACCAGUACGGACGACGGAUACGAAUUCGACUGCGCAUAUGAUGGACUUGGAGUCUACAGAGCAACUGACAGCAGCCAGUUCACAGCUCCAAUACACAACUCUAACGGAAGCAAUCCUCUUGUGGUAGAACCUGCAAACAACACUCUGCUCUCUGGAAGCUUUGAUCCCGGGUCAGCUGAAUUCCAAUGGAGGGGUCCCUUUCACGCUUUUGCUGGAUCAUUUGGUCAAGAUUCCAUGAGGAAAUCUUACACACCCGAACGUAACUAUAUAACCGGAGACGAAGCUGCUUAUACUGGCAAUUUCACUGUUCGUUUUAUAGGUACAGUGGACCUUGAGCAUAGCCAUGAGAUGGUAGUUAACAGUGGGAGUGAUGUAAGCUGGGAUAAGGACGAAGAAAAGGUUAAAAAUAUUACUUAUUGCUCUGCAGCCUCUGGAAGAUUUUAUUAUAAGCUAUGGGAGCUCUCUUUAUUUAUAUCUUUGCUUUUAAUAGUUUAAGAAUAAAACUUUUUUCCUAGGUUUCUGACCGGCCUAUAACUCUAAGACAAGUCAGGAGAUAGCAAAAAAGACCAUCAUUUAGCUCUGUCCACUUGCUAACCGAGUAAAUCUACUUUCACC